GUAUCAGCCAUGGCCAAUCCCAGCGUAUUCUUCGAUAUUGCCACUGACGGCGAGCCCUUGGGCCGCAUCUCCUUCGAGCUGUUUACAGACAAGGUUCCAAAGACAGCAGAAAACUUUUGUGCUCUGAGCACUGGAGAAAAAGGAUUUGGUUAUAAGGGUUCCCGCUUUCAUAGAAAUAUUCCACGGUUUAUGUGCCAGGGUGGUGACUUAACACACCAUAAUGGCACUGGUGGCAAGUCUAUCUAUGGGGAGAAAUUUAAAGAUGAAAACUUUACUCUGUCUCUACAAAAAAAAGAUUUUGUCCUGAAGCAUACACGUCCUGGCAUCUUCUCCCUGGCAAAUGCUGGACCCAACACAACUGGUUUCCAGUUUUUCAUCUGCACUACCAAGACUGAGUGGUUGGAUGUGAAAGAAGGCAUGAAUGUUGUAGAAGCCAUGGAGCACUUUGGGUCCAAAAACAGCAAGACCAGCAAGAAGAUCACCAUAGGGCAGAGAUGCAGGUCAAAAACUUUGAAGUCGGCUCAGCGGCUAGGGAGCUGA
Otolemur garnettii (small-eared galago) is the source of this 540-nucleotide messenger RNA. Its product is annotated as peptidyl-prolyl cis-trans isomerase A-like. The coding region runs from base 10 to 540 and encodes 176 amino acids. The record is from RefSeq and is a predicted model, not a curated record. The transcript is spliced from 4 exons. NCBI's taxonomy places the organism in Eukaryota, Metazoa, Chordata, Mammalia, Primates, Galagidae. Gene Ontology annotation, molecular function: peptidyl-prolyl cis-trans isomerase activity. Gene Ontology annotation, biological process: protein peptidyl-prolyl isomerization; protein folding.